Messenger RNA from Homalodisca vitripennis (glassy-winged sharpshooter), 706 nucleotides. RefSeq lists its product as uncharacterized. NCBI's taxonomy places the organism in Eukaryota, Metazoa, Arthropoda, Insecta, Hemiptera, Cicadellidae. Bases 180 to 662 code for a protein of 160 amino acids. The record is from RefSeq and is a predicted model, not a curated record. The transcript is spliced from 6 exons.
AGGUACAUCAGUAGUAGCGCUGUAGCAGCGGUACACGGCGGACGCUGAGUUCACAGCUGUUCUCUGAAUACUAAUGUCAUUGUGCAGUUGGUCAUCCUGCCGUUAGCUCUGGAUAUUCGAAGGGUAUUACGAUGUCAUGUUUUUUCAUGUCCUCUUCCUAAUGACAGAAGACAAGAAAGAUGACUGGACCCCUGUCAGAAAAUUGCUGCUGGUGUAUUUCUCUACGCGGGGGAACCAAGAUUUUCGGCUUCAUCAGUUUGGUAGGAAGUUUUCUUCUCGCUGUUUUGAUAUGUACGGAGAUCGUCGCGGGACUCGUUAACAGUUCUGAGGAAAUCAAAGGUGUGUUGUUAUAUUUCUAUGCGGAUUUCGUAAUUCAAGCAACUCAUGUGGUGACGUCAGUGGUUCUUCUAUUUGGAGUGUAUAAGGAAAUACCCAAACUCCUCUUACCGUGGCUAGUUAGCACUGUUGUUGUGGCAGUGUCAGAAGUGGUUUUCAUGUCCUCCUUUACGAGUCGCCUAAUGUUGGAAGUUCAUGACAUUUUCAAUCAGAACACAUUUUUCACUUUCUCCACUCUUGCUCUACUUGACGACAUUUAUGGGUUCAUCAUUGUGUACAGCUACUAUCAAACUCUGCCAAAACUGGUUCGGGUUACCUUAAGAUAGCACUGGUCCACUGAAGUAUCGGGCAGCGGCAGUCCUUUGUUUCU